GAAAAAAAUAUAGUGGUAUGGAGUAAAAUUUUCCUUCUCACUCAGUCGUUAGUCCUCUCCCUUCCUUCAUUAUUUUUCCACCGCCAUUGUCGUGUCACCAUCACGUCUCUCUCAAGCUACGUCCUCACCGUCUCGCCUCUAUCACGCCGUCGCUUGUCUCCGGCUCGUCUCGCCUCGCCUCUGUAUCGUCUCCGGUUUGACUCAAACGUAUAUACAAGUUUCUUCGCUCUUGCAUUCACAACCUCUUCUAAACCCUAGUUCUUACUUCUCCCCGCCACAAGAAAACAAAGUUUUGUGUCAGUGAGGUGUUGAAGCAUAGCAUACAAAAGAAGUAUCAUCAAAUGGCUGACCAAGGAUUGGAAGGGAACCAAUCUGUGAAUCUAGAAAAGCAUCCUUCUGGGAUUGUGCCCACCAUUAUAAAUGUUGUGUCAACUGUCAAUUUGGACUGUAAGUUGGACCUUAAAUCCAUAAAGCUUCAAGCUCCUACUGCAGAGUACAAUCCACAGCGUCAUCCUUCUGUGAGUAUGAGGAUCAGGGCACCAGAAUCAAAAGCACAAAUCAAUUCUUCUGGAGUGAUGGUCUGUACUGGAGCUAAGAGUGAGAGCCAGUCAAAAUUGGCCGCAAGUAAGUAUGUAGCAAUUAUUCAGAAGAUGGGCUUCCCGACUAAAUUUAAGGAUUUUAAGAUUCAGGAAAUUGUUGGAUCUUGUAAUGUCAAGUUCCCCAUAUGGCUUGAGCGUCUUGCUAAUUCCCAUGUCUCUUGCACUAGUUAUAACCCAGAGUUAUUUCCGUGGCUAAUUUACCAAAUGAAACAACCAAAUAUAGUCUUAUAUAUAUUCGACUCUGGAAAAGUUUUUCUGAAAGGAACCAAGUCGAGAAAUGAGAUUUACACAGCCUUUGAGAACAUUUAUCCAGUGCUUACUGAGUUCAGAAAAAACCAACAAUGAUCUUCGUCAUGUGCAAGAGCAAGGUUUUCCGGCUAUGAAGGUUGUCUUUUGCAAGGGCUCAAUCAAAGUGUAAAUUUAAAACUGCAAAUAUUUGGAAUUUUGAGUUGAGCUAAGCCCCUUUUCUUUUUCUUCCUCUUCUUCCAACACUAAAAAAUUAGAUUUGAGGACAGUAUUAGAGUGCCAUGAGUUGACUAUGAUUUGUAGUAUAGGAAAGCGUCUGUCCAACUUUAAAAAGGUUUUAGAUUGUAAAGGAAGUAUGAAUUAUUGGAAUUAUUUAGUUUAUUUUUUCACUUAAAAUGUUAAAAGUUAUUGAAU
Lathyrus oleraceus (garden pea) is the source of this 1259-nucleotide messenger RNA. Its product is annotated as TATA-box-binding protein. The transcript has 10 exons. Gene Ontology annotation, biological process: DNA-templated transcription initiation. The coding region runs from base 342 to 944 and encodes 200 amino acids. Gene Ontology annotation, molecular function: DNA binding. The record is from RefSeq and is a predicted model, not a curated record. Lineage: Eukaryota; Viridiplantae; Streptophyta; Magnoliopsida; Fabales; Fabaceae.